Molecule: messenger RNA, 891 nt
Organism: Kuraishia capsulata CBS 1993
Lineage: Eukaryota; Fungi; Ascomycota; Pichiomycetes; Pichiales; Pichiaceae
Exons: 1
Coding region: 1-891 (296 amino acids)
Source: RefSeq, a predicted model, not a curated record
AUGUCUUAUAAGCCUGUCGUCGCCGUUCUAGGAACCAACGGGUUCUUGGGGAAGCCUAUCUUGGAGGCAUUGCAGUCGCCAACUUUUUCGGCUAAAUACACUCUCCCGAUUAGAGCGCUCACUAGGGACAAGUCCAAGUACGAAGACACCGACCUCGUGAAGUAUUACGAGAUUGUUCCAAAUGAUGCAAACUCAAUUGCGGAGGCUCUCAAAGGAGUGGACGUUUUUGUCAAUGUUGGAGGUGGAGCCACUGACCACGGUCUGGUUUUAGAAGGAGUUCUUAAAGCUGGGGGAGUAAAGCUUUACAUUCCUUCGCAAUUCGGAACUGCUUUGUCUGAUGCUUCAUAUUUGCCAAUUCUUCAAGGAAAGGUUGAUCACAGUGCAAAGGCCCGUGCUGAAGGACUGAAGACUGUAGAUAUCUACACCUCGUUGUUUGCAGCUCCAGGUUCGUUCCUCUAUGAAGUCAUCGCAGCAAUCGGCUUCGACAAAGACAGCAACACCGCAACCUUCAGGGGUGAUCCGGCUGCCAAAUUCGAUAUCUCUUUCUUACCCGAUAUCGGAAAGAGUGUUGCUAGCCUGAGUGCUCUAGAGCCUUCCACUCUUCCGGAUGAGAUCAGGAUUUCUUCGGACCAGGUUACGCAAGAGGAGGUCUUGGCGCGCUACGAAAAGACUCAUUCCGUAAAGGUUGAACGCAAGUCUAUUUCGAAGGAAGAUGCAUUGAAGUAUGCCAAAGAAUUGCUUUCAACCAAGGGCUUUGAUUUUGCUGAUUUUUUCCUGUACCUGCAAACCUUUAUCUCACAAGGUGAUGACAAGGGACUUGCUUUCACUAAGAAUGACGACGAGCUUGUAAACCCUGGCGAGAGUCUUUGGAAAUGGACCAAGUUUGAGUAG